Cooperia oncophora is the source of this 348-nucleotide messenger RNA. NCBI's taxonomy places the organism in Eukaryota, Metazoa, Nematoda, Chromadorea, Rhabditida, Trichostrongylidae. The record is from the annotation of a GenBank genome assembly.
AUGUUCGCUGAGUUGAUGCUAUUCUACGCGUUAUGUGACGCUUUCGUGGUCAUCCUGAAGAUCCUCAACUUUUUCGAAGCGCUCGAGCAUUCGGUGGCCGUCAUGGUAGACGCUCUGUACAACUAUAGCUACGAUCUUAUCAUGCCCAUACAGUCAUGCUCGGUGAGCGAUGUCAAUCUUGCUGCCUAUUAUGUCAUUUAUUAUUUGGUCCAGACAGCGAUCGGAUCUGGCCUGGAAUUGAUUGAAACAGCUCUUAUUGUUUCUAGAUAUCCUAAUGUUAGGAAAGUUCUUCUGGGAUGGAAGUUGACGACGAAGAAACGUGUCUCUGCGGCAAAUGAGUUCUCUUGA